AUGAGUACCGACGCAGAGAUGGCUUCUUAUGGCAAAGCUGGUGUAUACCUCCGUAAACCUGAGAAGGAGAGGAUUGAGGCCCAAAGCCAGCCUUUCGAUGCAAAGAAUGCCUGCUAUGUGACCGAUGUUAAGGAGCUGUACCUCAAGGGUACCAUUGUUGGCAGAGAAGGGGGAAAGGUCCAAGUGAAAGUCCUUGACACUGGGGAGACUAAUGACUUCAAAGAAGCUGAUGUCUUCGAAAUGAACCCUCCAAAAUUUGACAUGAUUGAGGACAUGGCCAUGAUGACCUACCUCAAUGAAGCCACUGUCCUGUAUAAUCUCAAAGAGCGUUAUGCAGCAUGGAUGAUCUACACCUACUCUGGGCUCUUCUGUGCCACGGUGAAUCCCUACAAGUGGCUCCCUGUGUAUGACGAAGAGGUUGUUAACGCUUACAGAGGAAAGAAGCGCAUGGAGGCUCCACCCCAUAUCUUCUCUGUCUCUGACAGGGCCUAUCAGUUCAUGUUGACGGAUAGGGACAACCAGUCUAUCCUGAUUACCGGAGAAUCUGGUGCAGGAAAGACUGUCAACACCAAGCGUGUCAUCCAAUACUUUGCCACCAUUGCUGUGUCUGGAGGAGAAAGAAAGAGGGCGGCAGAACCCGGCAAAAUGCAGGGGUCUCUUGAAGAUCAGAUUAUUGCUGCCAAUCCUCUGCUGGAGGCUUACGGUAAUGCCAAGACAGUUCGGAACGACAACUCUUCUCGUUUUGGUAAAUUCAUCAGGAUUCACUUCCACAGUAAUGGCAAACUGUCUAGUGCUGACAUUGAGACCUACCUGCUGGAGAAGUCCAGAGUGACCUUCCAGCUGCCCGAUGAGAGAAGCUACCACAUAUUCUACCAGAUGAUGACCAACCACAAGCCUGAGCUGAUUGAAAUGACGCUCAUCACCACCAACCCCUACGACUUCCCCAUGAUCAGCCAGGGGCAGAUAAAAGUGGCCUCUAUCGAUGACAAAGAGGAGCUGGAUGCCACAGAUGCCGCCAUUGACAUCCUGGGCUUCACCAAUGAUGAGAAGAUAGGCAUCUACAAGCUGACCGGCGCUGUCAUGCACCACGGCAACUUACGUUUCAAGCAGAAGCAGCGUGAGGAGCAGGCCGAGCCAGACGGCACAGAGGUAGCUGAUAAAAUCGGUUACCUCUUGGGUCUGAACUCAGCUGACAUGCUGAAACUUCUGUGCUACCCCAGAGUGAAGGUUGGCAAUGAGUUUGUGACCAAGGGACAGACCGUGCCUCAGGUGUAUAACUCUGUGAGCGCUCUGGCCAAGUCCAUCUAUGAGCGGAUGUUCUUGUGGAUGGUCAUCCGUAUCAACCAGAUGUUGGACACCAAGCAACAAAGGAACUUCUACAUCGGUGUGCUCGACAUUGCUGGAUUUGAGAUCUUUGAUUUCAACACCAUGGAGCAGCUGUGUAUCAACUUCACCAAUGAGAAACUGCAACAGUUCUUCAACCAUCACAUGUUUGUCCUGGAGCAAGAGGAGUACAAGAAGGAGGGAAUCAUCUGGGAGUUCAUUGAUUUCGGUAUGGACUUGGCUGCCUGCAUUGAGCUUAUUGAGAAGCCAAUGGGCAUCUUCUCCAUCCUUGAAGAGGAGUGCAUGUUCCCCAAGGCUUCAGACACUUCCUUCAAGAACAAGCUGUAUGACCAGCAUAUGGGCAAGAAAAACACUUUCCAGAAGCCCAAGCCUGCCAAAGGAAAGGCUGAGGCCCACUUCUCCUUGGUGCACUACGCUGGUAUUGUGGACUACAACAUCUGUGGCUGGCUGGACAAGAAUAAGGACCCCCUGAAUGACUCAGUGGUGCAGCUCUACCAGAAGUCUUCAGUCAAACUGCUGGUUCUUAUCUACGUUGAUUCUCCAACUGAAGACAGAGCAUCCAAGAAGGGAGGCAAGAGAAAGGGAGGCUCCAUGCAGACAGUGUCUUCCCAGUUCAGGGAGAACUUGGGCAAGCUGAUGACCAACUUGAGGAGCACUCACCCUCACUUUGUGCGCUGUCUGAUCCCCAAUGAGUCAAAGACUCCAGGUCUAAUGGAGAACUUCCUGGUUAUCCACCAGCUAAGGUGUAACGGUGUACUGGAGGGUAUCAGGAUCUGUAGAAAGGGGUUCCCCAGCAGAAUCCCCUACGGUGACUUCAAGCAGAGGUACAAAGUACUGAAUCCCAGUGUUAUCCCAGAAGGAACAUUUAUGGACAACAAGAAGGCUUCUGAGAAUCUGCUUGGGUCAAUCAAUGUGGCGCACGAGCAGUACAAGUUUGGACACACCAAGGUGUUCUUCAAAGCUGGUCUGCUGGGUGUCCUGGAGGAGAUGCGAGACGAGAGACUGGCCUCUCUGGUCUGCAUGAUACAGUCUCUGUGUCGUGGGUUCGCCAUGAGGAAGGAGUUUGUGAAGAUGAUGGAGCGGAGGGAGGCUGUCUUCACCAUCAAAUACAACAUUCGCUCAUUCAUGAAUGUUAAACACUGGCCAUGGAUGAAGGUGUAUUACAAGAUCAAGCCACUGCUGAAGAGUGCUGAGACUGAGAAGGAGCUAGCCAACAUGAAGGAGGACAUUGAGAAGUGCAAAAUCGCCCUGACCAAGGCUGAGGCGCGCAAGACAGAGCUUGAGGAGAAGAUGGUGACCGUUCUGCAGGAGAGGAAUGACCUGACACUCCAAGUUGCAUCUGAAUCAGAGAAUCUGACUGAUGCUGAGGAGAGGUGCGAGGGACUGAUCAAGAGCAAGAUCCAGCUGGAGGCCAAACUCAAAGAGACGACCGAAAGGCUGGAGGAUGAGGAGGAGAUGAAUGCUGAGCUGACCUCCAAGAAGAGGAAGCUGGAGGAUGAGUGUUUGGAGUUGAAGAAGGACAUUGAUGACCUGGAGCUCACCCUUGCCAAAGUGGAGAAGGAGAAACACGCCACUGAAAACAAGGUCAAAAAUCUGACUGAGGAGAUGGCCUCUCAAGAUGAGAGCGUUGCCAAGCUGACCAAGGAGAAGAAAGCCCUCCAAGAGGCCCAACAGCUGACACUGGACGACCUGCAGGCAGAGGAGGACAAAGUCAACACUCUGACCAAGGCCAAGGCCAAGCUGGAACAGCAAGUUGAUGACCUUGAGGCUUCUCUGGAGCAAGAGAAGAGGCUCCGUAUGGACUUUGAGAGAGCCAAGAGAAAGCUGGAGGGAGACCUGAAACUAGCCCAGGAAUCCAUAAUGGACCUGGAGAAUGAUAAGCAGCAGUCUGAAGAAAAGAUCAAAAAGAAGGACUUUGAGACCAGCCAGCUCCUCAGCAUGAUUGAGGAUGAGCAGUCUCUGGGUGGUCAGCUGCAGAAGAAAAUCAAGGAACUCCAGGCUCGUAUUGAGGAGAUGGAGGAGGAUAUUGAGGCUGAGCAUUCUGCCAGGGCAAAGGUUGAGAAGCAGAGGGCCGAUCUCUCCAGGGAACUUGAGGAGAUCAGUGAUAGGCUGGAGGAAGCUGGAGGAGCCACUGCUGCUCAGAUCGAGAUGAACAAGAAGCGCGAGGCUGAGUUCCAGAAACUGAGACGCGACCUCGAGGAGUCGACCCUGCAGCACGAGGCCACAGCCGCAGUCCUGAGGAAGAAGCAGGCUGACAGUGUGGCGGAGCUCGGAGAGCAGAUCGACAACCUGCAGCGCGUUAAGCAGAAACUGGAGAAGGAGAAGAGUGAGUACAAGAUGGAGAUCGAUGACCUCUCCAGCAACUUGGAGGCUGUCACCAAGACUAAGGGCAAUCUGGAGAAGAUGUGCCGUACUAUUGAGGAUCAGCUGAGUGAGCUCAAGACUGGGAACGAUGAGAACCUUCGCCAGAUCAACGACAUCAGUGGACAUAGGGCCAGACUCCUGACUGAGAACGGUGAGUUUGGACGCCAGCUGGAAGAGAAGGGAGCUCUGGUGUUUCAGCUGACCAGAGGCAAGCAGGCCUUUACACAGCAGGUGGAGGAGCUAAAGAGGCAGAUUGAGGAGGAGGUCAAAGCUAAGAAUUCCCUGGCCCAUGGUGUCCAGUCUGCCCGCCAUGACUGUGACCUUCUGAGGGAGCAGUUUGAGUUGGAGCAAGAGGCCAAGGCAGAACUGCAACGCUGCAUGUCUAAGGCCAACAGCGAGGUGGCUCAGUGGAGGACCAAGUAUGAGACAGAUGCCAUCCAGCGCACAGAGGAGCUUGAGGAGGCCAAGAAGAAGCUGGCGCAGCGUCUGCAGGACGCUGAGGAAAUGAUUGAGGCAACCAACUCAAAGUGUGCUUCGCUGGAGAAGACCAAGCAAAGGCUGCUGGGAGAGGUGGAGGACAUCAUGAUUGAUGUAGAGAGGGCCAACGCUAUGGCUGGCAACCUUGAUAAGAAGCAGAGGAACUUCGACAAGGUUCUGGCUGAGUGGAAGCAGAAGUAUGAGGUGGGCCAGGCUGAACUGGAAGGAGCUCAGAAGGAGGCUCGUUCUAUGAGCACAGAGCUCUUCAAGAUGAAGAACUCCUAUGAGGAGGCUCUGGAUCUGCUGGAGACUCUGAAGAGAGAGAACAAGAACCUCCAACAAGAGAUCUCUGACCUGACUGAACAGAUCGGAGAGACAAGCAAGAGCAUCCAUGAGCUGGAAAAGGCCAAGAAGACUGUGGAGAUGGAGAAUUCUGAGAUCCAGACCGCUCUGGAGGAGGCUGAAGGAACACUGGAGCACGAGGAAUCCAAGAUUCUGCGUGUGCAGCUGGAGCUGAACCAGAUCAAGGGUGAGGUGGACAGGAAGCCAGAAAUGCAGAAGAGAAGGCCAAGAAGGCCAUCACUGAUGUGA
Molecule: messenger RNA, 4776 nt
Organism: Oncorhynchus masou masou (cherry salmon)
Lineage: Eukaryota; Metazoa; Chordata; Actinopteri; Salmoniformes; Salmonidae
Product: myosin heavy chain, fast skeletal muscle-like
Exons: 33
Coding region: 1-4776 (1591 amino acids)
Biological process (GO): muscle contraction
Cellular component (GO): myosin filament; myosin II complex; cytoplasm
Molecular function (GO): microfilament motor activity; actin filament binding; ATP binding
Source: RefSeq, a predicted model, not a curated record